UUUAGUUAUAUAGUAUUUGGCUGUAUAAACUAAUAUAUAAAAGAAUAUUUGCGAAAAGGAGCUCAGGAAAGAUGAUUUGUAAAAAUUUCAGGUCAACAAUCUGUCAAAACCAUGACUAUCAAAAUAGCUGUCAAUGAAUUCGCUCAUCGAUUAAUCGUGGCAGCCCUAGUAUACAGUAAAAGAGUCCUGUACAGGAAGUGUGAGUCUAUACUUCAGCCGGAUGUCAUCAGACUUCAUUUAAACGUCUCCAUCCUCUCCAGCGGUUGCCUGCGGGCUGCAGGUUCCAUAGCAGCCUCCAUGCCUAAUAGGCUGAAGAUGGCCGCUGCUCGGACCCGGUAGGCUGCUCCGCCAUAGCAACUCCCCCUGACCCCUCCCUCCCUCGCCGAGCCCCAGCCAGCAUCACCCUGCAGCCUGCACACAGCUCAGACAUAUUUGGUCCUCCGGAAGCGUGCACGACUCGGCCUCGUCCCGUCGUCGUCAACAGCCGCCGGGAGGAGCUGGGUUCGGUGGGGGCGGCUGUAAAGUUUGUCCCGCUCUCGCUCUCGGACCCUCGGCUUCUAAAAUGGCUGGCUGGAGGUUCGAGGAAGAAGCCGCGGCGUUCUCGCUUCCAGCACACCGCUGUAAAUAUAAUCCCCUUGUGCAUGCUUCUCUGGUACGACGACGAGUCAGCGUGCCGGUCGGCGACGUCGCAGAUGUCUAAAUGGGUAUGAACCAAAAUGGAUGUUCAGCUGGCUACAGUCCUGUCAGGAGGCAGCCCAGAGGUCCAAAAUGGCAGCCAGUGUGCGGGAGCAUCCAACCUGCUGAGCGAGGAGUCGAAAGGAGACCGGCAGGGGGCUGUCUCCGACGCUACCAUUGCAGGUAGCCUCCGUUUGCUCCCUAUCAACCAGGAUGCAGUUUCAAUCAACAGGACAAAGCCAGAGGUGGGCGGGACUUGCGAGCUCGCCCCCCAGGAACAAAGCGAGACUAACGGGUCGAGGCAGCCAAUCAGAAUCCAAAUUUUGGUUUCCCCUCUGUGCCAAACGCCCGAUAGCUGCACCAAAGACCCGCAUUUCGGUAGUGCACGAAAAACAAACCAAAUAUCUAUCUUUGAGGCCAAGGAACAGAGACAAGCGCUCACGGCAGGGACGCGUACAAGUGAUGUUUCAGUUGCUGAAAACAUCCUCUCAGAGCUCUCAUUAACUGUAAAAGGAACUCAUGAAGCCAGUAGUGUGAAUUUGCCAAAUCUGGGAGUGAAGGAAGAAUGUUUAGAGAAGCCAGUGGAGGGAUGGAAGGAUGUGGCGUGGGUGGAGGAGCAGACAGAGCCGCUAGACUUGAGUCUCCCCAAGAAAAGAGAGAACAGGGACCCCAGACACGGACGACUUCUAGACGCAUGCGACAGCUUGCUGAUUAUGGAGGUGGACGAAUAUGAGGGUGAGGGCGACCGGGAUGUGGUGGAGGAGGAUGAAGAGGCACUGCCCUUCUUUUACCCCACUUCUGUCCUCACCCAGGACCUUCUUCUCAUAGACGACCAGGGCAUUCCGUACACGCUCAGCCCUGAUGGACUCAGGGUGCCACAAGUGGACAUCGCCGCCUCCGAGGAACGGGGCGAGAGCGAAGGUUCCUCGCAUUUGUCCGCCUCAGGAGGUCCAGACCUCAGUCAAAAUUCGCCUGAUGCACCAAAUGCACCUUCCGGUGAUGGGUUGUCUGAGUCGCCGUCUACGACUCAACAAGUCCAUGACAUUUUGGGUGUAAGCUCCUCCGAGGUUUCUGGACUAGCCAUCCCCAACCAACCGAUUCAGAUCCUCAACAUGCCAUCUUCCAGUGCACCCAUCCUGCUCCCCUCUACCCCUCUGAGUCUUUCUGUCAACCCCACUGCUACUGGUUCUUCUGCCCCUAUUUUUCUCUUCCUCUCCUCUGGUGACUCUACCUCCACCCCUAUUGCCAUCCUGGAUCCCUCAACUGGUCAGCUAUCUCAGAUCUCGCUUCCUCUGGCUUCCGGUACCGCAUUGCCUCAACCUGUCAUGGGUUUGGGCCUCAAUAACUCCCCUGUAAUUCUGUCAGGCGUAUCCAGUAGUGUCCUGGCCUCUAGCCUGUCUGCUGUUUCUACUUCUCUCAUUCCUCCUCAUGUGGACUCAUCUGUCGGAACUGAAGCCAUAUCUGCAGAGCAGGUCUCAAACGAGAGUGAUAAGCCAUCAUCUUUAACAGCAGUCGCUGCUACUUUGACGCUAGAACCCUCAAACGCCCAACCACCGGAUCCCCUGACGGACUCUGAGCGCUUACCCCUGGACGACCACAUGUACUUCUCCAGCUCUGCUGCUCCUCCCUCGCCGCCUAAACUGGAGCCCCUGGACCCGUCGGACUCGCUGUCUCCCAAGGAAUCGCCCGAUGACCCGGCUGCCCGGCGGGUGCUCUAUUGCCAGCUGUGCCCGCGGAUCUUCUUUUACCUCUCUGACUUGGAACGCCACGCCAUCACGCACUCACAGAAGAAGCCUCACGUUUGCCUGCAGUGCAACAAAGCCUUCAAACGCUCCAGCCAUUUGCAGAGACACAAGCACAUCCACACGGGCCAGAGGAACUUCGUGUGUCCCAUCUGCUCCAAACGCUUCAGGGAGGCCGGCGAGCUCCAGCGCCACCAACGGGUUCACACGGGCGAGAAACCUUACCAGUGCCAACUCUGCCACACGCGCUUCGCCGAGCGCAACACGCUUCGUCGCCACACCAAACGCAAGCACCCCUUCCACCAAGUGGCUGUGGAAAUGCUUAACGAGCGAGUCGGGGGCGGCGCCGUUCGUCAGGGAGAAGAACCCGCCGAAUGGUACAGCUCCGCCGUGUCUCAUCUGGGAAACACUGAUUCCGAAACAGAGACUUAAAAAGUCGCAGACAUACAAAAACGGGAGCACUUGCAAUAUUUAUUUUGAGGAACAAUUUAUUGAUAUGAAUGUAUGAUAUUUCCAUUUCGUAGAAUGGCCAACAUGCCCCUUUUGGCUGAUUUACGGCUUAAUAUUGACGUCAAUUCAAAAUAUGACGUUUCGGAGAAAUUGCAUUCCCGCACAAUCAAUGACGAGACCUUUAAGUGCUUAAAGAAAAUAACUCCAACAAUUCUCAGCGUCUUCUUGUUUUAAACGAGUAGGGCUGCACUACUUUGUAGUGAAAUCUAUAUUUCUUAACAGAAACACUGUGAGUCAUUUGCACUUGUUUUAUUUAGCACAAUAUUCACGUUUUUACAUGAAGAAUAUGAAAUGAAGAACGCUUUCUAUAUGUUUUGUUGCUUGUUUAUGUAUUUAAUGCAUAUCUUCCAUGACCAAACUAUUAUUCCAUCACAUACAAUAUAUAUAAAGAUAUAUAUAUAUAUAUUCACAUUUUGCUUAUUUGUGGAGUAUAUUCAAUGAUUUUAAUUAAAUUUUGACAACUUCCAAUUAGGUGUUUGCCUUUUUUCCCCCCGCAUAUUCCACAACAUUAACUCAUUCAUUGCAAUAGUCUGCGAUAGACGUCCAAAAUCAUAAGCGGAUUUUAAGGAGGGGCCAGCCCCCCCCGGUGGCCGAAAAGUGUCCUUGCAUAAAUUGACUUUCCUAUAUAUAAAAGUUGUAAAGCAAUAAAACUGCAACAAAAAUGAAUGAAAUGAACAAAAAACAUAUUUUUAAU
Corythoichthys intestinalis (scribbled pipefish) is the source of this 3621-nucleotide messenger RNA. RefSeq names its product zinc finger protein 398. Gene Ontology annotation, molecular function: DNA-binding transcription factor activity, RNA polymerase II-specific; RNA polymerase II cis-regulatory region sequence-specific DNA binding. Gene Ontology annotation, cellular component: chromatin; PcG protein complex; transcription regulator complex. The transcript is spliced from 4 exons. Gene Ontology annotation, biological process: regulation of transcription by RNA polymerase II. The record is from RefSeq and is a predicted model, not a curated record. NCBI's taxonomy places the organism in Eukaryota, Metazoa, Chordata, Actinopteri, Syngnathiformes, Syngnathidae. The coding region runs from base 717 to 2849 and encodes 710 amino acids.